AUGAAUCACCAACACAGUCUCUCUGUCUUGGACCUUUUUCAAAACGUUUGCCGAUUCUUUCCUAACAACAUAGCUGUACAAGACGGAGCUGAGACAUUGUCCUACCGCGUUCUGGAUCGCCGAUCGUCUGCCUUGGCCAAAAGACUGCGAGACAAUGGCGUGCGCCACUCGCAGGUCAUACCUCUUAUCACGAACUCUUGUUUGUGUAUGGUGGUUGGAAUACUAGCCAUCUUAAAAGCCGGUGCAAUCUAUACACCAAUAGAUCGCGAACAAUGGCCCAAGGAAAGAAUUGUGGAUGUGCUGAGAAGAACAGAUGCUUCGAUCGUCGUAUAUACGGGACCAAAGGUAGACUUACCAAGUAUGGUGAUGAUCGAUGCAGAAGAAAAUGAAAUUGAUGAGAGCCUGGAUGAUGAAGAAAUGGUUCUGAUUCCAGAACUAGCAGCUCUAAUCUUCACAUCUGGAACAACCGGAAAGCCCAAGGGUGUGGAGAUUAAGCAUUCAUCGUUAGCGAACUUUGUUACAUCACCGCACUUCAACUACGAUGUCACUCCGGAAGAUCGAGUGCUGUUAGUGCUCUCUGUGGCUUUUGACGGUAAGUGA
Molecule: messenger RNA, 600 nt
Organism: Bipolaris sorokiniana ND90Pr
Lineage: Eukaryota; Fungi; Ascomycota; Dothideomycetes; Pleosporales; Pleosporaceae
Exons: 1
Coding region: 1-600 (199 amino acids)
Biological process (GO): secondary metabolite biosynthetic process; amino acid activation for nonribosomal peptide biosynthetic process
Cellular component (GO): cytoplasm
Molecular function (GO): phosphopantetheine binding
Source: RefSeq, a predicted model, not a curated record